AUGUCUUCAGGUUUAUUGUCUCAAAAGAAGGACCAUUUUAUUCCAGUUCUCCUGAAUGAAUGUAGUAUUGAUUCUCCAUCCUUCCGAGCAAGCAUUCAUUUCUUGGGCAACCAACUUCGAGCUUAUAGCCAAUGGUCUGAGGAGUUUUUGUCCUUGUGUCACAAAUAUACACAGGCAAUUGAGUCGAUUGAGCCCAUCGUUGCGACCAUUUCGUUUCAGUCAAUGCCUUCCGUCAUUUCUUGCGGAUUUUUUGACCCUGAUUAUGCAACCACAGCCCUCUUAAAUGGUCAAGAAAUGUUUCGCUCUACCUUUCUAAUCCAGAUGGAACAAGCAAGGAAUAUACACAAGUACGUUAUCAACCCUAUGGAAUUGUUUCAUGAUUCGAAAUUGCGUCCUUUGCUUCAACUAGAUGAGCGUUAUCGCACUGAACAAGAGCAUUAUGAUUCUGAGAUUUUGAGGUACUCUUCUUCGGGUCAAGUGAAGGAUCUCGCUCAAAUGCGUGAAGAAGCGAAAGCUCUCUGUGAUGCUCGCAGUACCUAUUUUACUAUUGCUUUACAAUACGUUGUACAAGUUGGCUCUUUCCAUUUUUAUUUGGAUAAUGUAGCUUUAGAAAGUAUUAGCCGAUUCUCCAUCGAAACUUUUCGACUUAGCAGUCGACUUCACGAAUCCAACGCAAGUACCCACGAUCAGAUCGUACGUCUCUUGGCUUAUGGAACCAAGAUCAAUGAAUCCUACCCCGCAUUCAAGAAAAUUAUAUCGAAUGUAUAUAAUCGGGUGGAAAGAGAAAUAUUAAAACGUAUUCAACCGCCUUCAAAUCUUGACAGUUAUCGUAGCGACACUCACAGAACGCUCAAUACAACGGCUAAGAGGCGACAAGGAUGGCUCCUUCGAAAUGUUAGUUCUAAUAAGCCAGACAAUAAAGCAGUUUGGAAGAAAUUUUGGUUUUUUAUUGACAAUGGCUACUUUGGAUAUCUCACCGAUGAUGCCAAUGGUGGUGUAUUUGAAAGUGAGCGAAUUGGUGUCUUGCUUUGUAAGUUUAGCCCGUUGCCCAACAGCCAUCGAAGAUUUUGCUUUCAAAUAAAAACAAAAUCUUCCUUGUAUAUUUUGCAAGCAGAGACUCAGUUGGAUGUGGUAGAGUGGGGAAACGUUUUUCAUAAUGCACGUACACACUGCCUAAAUGGCAAAAUUUCUGCGGAUUUAGUUUUAUCUCCCACACUCCCUUCCUUCUCAGCAAAAUCCCUCGCUCAUGUCGUCGACCGUCGUCGUAACCAGUCUAACCUAAAAAACGCUAAAUCCUCAAGGGCCCAUUCUGAAAGGCUUCUUUGUGGACAUAGUAAUUACGAGGUUUCCACCAUUAUGCAUUCAAAAAGUUUGCAUCGUGUGCCUUCCCCACAAAAAAUACUUCGCAAUACAGCCUCCCAUAAUCAGUCAGACCUCCUUGCACCUUGGAGUAUAGUAGCAGCUCCCAUAAUAACAAAUCUUACUUCUGACACAAUCACUAGUUUCUUGGAUCAUGAAGGAUAUUUUUCGGGUAACUCGCCAUCUGCUCUUAUGGCUAACUUUUGGGGAUCAGUGAACUAUGGCCACGUUUUAGAACAACAUAACUGGCUUUUGAAUUCAGAGUUUGGUCGUACUUACGAAAAAAUUUCAAGGGAGGUAAACUUGGAAUCCUUCCCGGCUGAGCUGAAAUUAAGAAAUGCAGAGUUUAAGGGGAUUUUUGGCGAGUUGGCAACUUCCGCAGUUCUGUUUGUUAGUCGCGUUGUAAGUAAGCGUGAAGGCCAGAUUAGGAUGCCUGGAAGAAUGUACUGCACUAUGCGAGGCGUGUUCAUUUACUAUAAAAUAAGUGGGCUAGUGCUUAUUGAACAUUUUCCAAUCUCAAAGAUUUCAAACGUGAAGUAUUUUACAAGCAGCAAAUGCGAUUACUUUUAUAUGAGCGUAGCGAAAUAUGGAACUCUCAGAUUUCGAUUAUACCUUGAUUCUUCGAAAAUAUUGCAUGAUCGUUUAAAUAUUCUAAUUUAUAAUUACGUUGCUGAUGAUCCCAUGAAUAGCGUUCAGCUACUGUCUCGAAUUCGUGAAGUCCAGAAAGAGUAUGCAUUGGUGAAACCGAACGUUGAUCAAUCUGUCAUACCAGACUUCGACGCAAUUUCUCGCCCCCAAACCCACGUUCGUGGAAGAAGUAAAACGCUUUCAGCACCAUCAGAAACCGUUUAUAAAGAAGAUGACCAUGUAACUGAGCAAAUGAGAAGACUCAAUAUUGCCAGGCUUCCGAAGGAAACUGUUCAAGUAGCCCGAUCUGAUCAUAUGGAUGAUAUAAUUCUUGACAACGUAUACGAUGUUUCUUCUAAAGCUCUGUUUCAUAUUGUAUUCGGUGAUAAAAGCAAUUUCUUACUCAGGCUUUAUAAGCUUCAUGGUAUUGAAGACAUUGAACUUCUUCCAUGGAUAGAGGAUGAAGAUACGGGGAAAAAUUAUCGCUACAUCAAUUAUAAACUUCAUUAUCGUGAUUCAAAGGGAGUGUUUCAUUCUCAGCAUUACCAGGAUCGUCAAUCUCAAGAUAAGCGUAAUGAGUACAAUUUAUAUAUAUUAUCAUGGUACCAUCACCCUUGGGCUAUUCCCUACAAGGACUCUUUCAGAUUGGUACUCAAAACGUCAAUAUCUCACUUAAAGAAAAAUAAAAGCCGCCUUCUUCUUUCGAUUGGCAUUGAAUGGAUAAACAAACCUUUCGGUGUCUCUAAAGUUUUAGAAGCAGUAGCUCGAGAUGUUGCCCUUAAAUAUGUGGACCUAGAAGCUGUUUACCUCGAUAAGGCUGUAUUGACUGCCAAAAAGCUUCCUAUCUUGAGCAUCGUCAAUGAAUAUGGUAAGGUUGGUGAUUACUCUGAAUCUGUUGUUUUUCAAAGAAAACUUCCAUAUGUUUCGCAGCUGAGCAGCCCUUCUAUGUUAAACUUAAUACGUAGUCAUAUAUGGUUGUUCUUGGGUGGACUUGCUAUGGAUCUUGCUGUUUUACCAUGGGCUAUAUUGAGCAUUUUCUUGCGUUAUACUUUUUCACACUCUUUCGUAAUGGUUUUGUUGACUCUAUCACUAAUUUCUAACCUUUUAUUUGCAUACAAUUUUGGGGAAAACUUUUGGAAAGAAAGACAAGAUCAACAAUUUCUUAACCGGGUAUUCGAUGAUUUAAAACAAAUAAAAACGUCUGUUCAAUAUGUUCAUAUGAAAGAUGUAGAUGAUUUAUUGGUUGGUCUUCCUACUUUUAGGCAUCCAAAUCUAACUGAGAAUGGGGAAUGUAUACGAUCGUUUAUAAGCUAUCCCUCACGAGCUAAAAGCCGUUGGACGGAAAAAAGAAACUAUAUUGCAGAAAAAAGAAAAUAUGUUAUGAUGAAGCUAGCAUCCUUGAAUUAUUUUGAUUACCUUGUACACCAGGAUGCAAUAUAUGAACACGUCCAACACGAACUUAUGACAUGCCAAAAAGCUAAAGUCCUAGGGUUAUAUCCGUCACAGAUUGAAAAGUAUUGUUCAUCUUGCGAAUCAGAAUGGCAAAAUCGCACUUUGUUUUUUGGUGAAGAUAAUCUUGCUACAAGACUUCUCAGCUUAGAUACUCAAGUAUCUUCAAAAAAACCACCCGAAGAGUAA
Schizosaccharomyces osmophilus is the source of this 3624-nucleotide messenger RNA. It is a transcript of the gene ltc2, whose product is annotated as ER-plasma membrane tethering protein Ltc2. Bases 1 to 3624 code for a protein of 1207 amino acids. Gene Ontology annotation, molecular function: protein binding. The transcript has 4 exons. NCBI's taxonomy places the organism in Eukaryota, Fungi, Ascomycota, Schizosaccharomycetes, Schizosaccharomycetales, Schizosaccharomycetaceae. The record is from RefSeq and is a predicted model, not a curated record. Gene Ontology annotation, cellular component: plasma membrane; cytoplasm; endoplasmic reticulum.